This is a messenger RNA of Hyphopichia burtonii NRRL Y-1933, 875 nucleotides long. RefSeq lists its product as uncharacterized. The record is from RefSeq and is a predicted model, not a curated record. Lineage: Eukaryota; Fungi; Ascomycota; Pichiomycetes; Serinales; Debaryomycetaceae. Gene Ontology annotation, biological process: fatty acid elongation; very long-chain fatty acid biosynthetic process; sphingolipid biosynthetic process. Gene Ontology annotation, molecular function: 3-hydroxyacyl-CoA dehydratase activity. Bases 103 to 795 code for a protein of 230 amino acids. Gene Ontology annotation, cellular component: endoplasmic reticulum membrane. The transcript has a single exon.
CCGAAACCUUUUUUCUCUCAGCGGUACGGAUCGUUUCCCCCGGAGCUCAAAUCUCAAGCCAAGUUGAUUCGACUUGAUUCAACUUGAUUCAAGUAUUCUUCAAUGACACCACGCUCGAAGACCCUGAAAGAGGUCUACCUCUCGGUGUACAAUGCCACCACUGCAUUGGCAUGGUCGGUAAUUCUCUAUGCGACGCUAAACGACCUACAACUGUACUUGGAUCCAGACACUCCAGAUCAAUACCAAUCGAAUAUCUACGUCAGUCACCAAUUCUCUAGCUACCCCCAUAAACUCUUGGUGGAUAUCCAAUUGGUCAAUGCUUGUUUUGAAAUCAUCCAUGCAAUCAGUGGUGUUGUGCCCUCUCCCGUCGGUACAGUUUUACUUCAAUUUGCUGCCCGCUUAUUAUUAACCCACGGUAUUUCGUAUACUUUACCUAACUCUCCUGGUAAUUUCAAUUUUGCUGCAUACAUAACAAUGUCUAUCGCAUGGUGCUUUUCCGAAAUCAUCAGAUAUGGUUUCUACCUUAUCAAGUUGGUAUACCCGGAUAAUAUUCCUUAUGCUUUGAUCUGGAUAAGAUACUCUGCUUUCUUUCUUCUUUAUCCAGCUGGGCUUCUUAGUGAGUCCACUAUUGUGUACCAGAGCUUACAAGUGUUGCCCAAAUGGUCACCGUACUACUGCUUUCUUGUCUUUGGGUUGUUUCUGUACGUCCCUGGGUUUGUCACUUUAUAUGCUUACAUGAUCAAGCAAAGAGGUAAGGUUUUAACUAGGCAAUUGAAGUUUAGAAAACUGGCUUGAGUACCAACGUUCAAUUAGUCUAGCUCAAUGACUCUUAUAAAUAAUAUUGAAAUUCUUCAAAGUCUUGUUUUGUAUUAGGC